AUGAAGGGCAGCAGGGGGCCGAUAAAGGCGCAGAAAGGAGACAAAAAAGGAGACAGAAAGGAGACACAGAAACACAGCAGCAGCAGCAGCAGCAGCAGCAGCAGCAGCAGCAGCAGCAGCAGCAGCAGCAGCAGCAAAACAAAGCCAAAUGUAGGGACAGCCCGCAGCACAGGCAAUCGCUUAGGAGAGACAAAAACAAAAAAAGAGAAGAGACAAGCAGCAGCAGCAGCAGCAGCAGCAGCAGCAGCAGCAGCAGCAGAAACAGAAACAGCAGCAAGUGAGGAGCUGCUGGGAGAAGAAGAAGCUGAGGAGACACCCGAAAAGCUCAGGAUAUUUUCAGACACAGAAGAAGAAGAGACAGAAGAAGAAACAGAAGAAAUAGAAAAACCAAAAAAACAAAAACUAAAAAAACAAAAACAAAAACAAAAACAACAAAAACAAAAAGAAAAAGAAGAGACAGAAGAAGAAGAGACAGAAGAAGAAGAAGAAGAGACAGAAGAAGAAGAGGAGACAGAAGAGGAGACAGAAGAGGAGACAGAAGAAAAUGCAUUUCCUAGUGACAGCUCAAGCGAAGAAGAAGAAGAGACAAACCAAACAAAACAAAAAACAUACGAUCCCAGGCAAACGGAGACGAUCCCAGGAGACGAUCCCAGGGAAACAAAGACGAUCCCAGGCAAACAAAACAAACACGAUCCCAGGCAAACGGAGACGAUCCCAGGGAGGGGGAGACGAUCCCAGGGAGGGGGAGACGAUCCCAUGGAGGGGGAGACGAUCCCAGGGGGAUACGGAGACGAUCCCAGGAGACGAUCCCAGGGGGAGACGAUCACAGGGGGAGACGAUCCCAGGGGGAGACGAACCCAGGGAAACGGAGACGAUCCCAGGGAGAGGGAUACGAUCCCAGGGGGAUACGGAGACGAUCCCAGGGGGAGACGAUCCCAGGGGGGAGACGAUCCCAGGGGGAGACGAUCCCUGGGGGGAGACGAUCCCAGGAAGUGUAUGGUUUAG
Molecule: messenger RNA, 1005 nt
Organism: Eimeria mitis
Lineage: Eukaryota; Apicomplexa; Conoidasida; Eucoccidiorida; Eimeriidae
Exons: 4
Coding region: 1-1005 (334 amino acids)
Source: RefSeq, a predicted model, not a curated record